Messenger RNA from Anopheles merus, 1648 nucleotides. RefSeq names its product GPALPP motifs-containing protein 1. The record is from RefSeq and is a predicted model, not a curated record. Bases 137 to 1498 code for a protein of 453 amino acids. Lineage: Eukaryota; Metazoa; Arthropoda; Insecta; Diptera; Culicidae. The transcript is spliced from 3 exons.
AACGUCACAACAAACUUCUGUUUUGAAUGCCGGACGUAAAAUUCUGUAUCAUCUUUUUAAUCUGCACGCCAAAUUAUCAAACACUAAGUUAUUACGCCCAGCUGGUUCGAAGUGCCACCAGUAAAUACAGUGAAAUAUGUCUGAUUCAGAUACGACUGAUUCAGACUGUGGUGUGCGGUAUAAGACGACUACUACAAGGCACAAACAUUCAAGCACGGCACCUUCAUCUUCGAGGAACCACUCAGAACGCUCAUCGUAUCGUGAAGAUCACCAUAGCAGCUCGUCACGAUACUCCGAUCGACGCCGGUAUCGAAGAAGCCGAAGCAAAAGCCCCGAUCGUAGCCGUCGUCGUCGAAGAUCGCGUUCUACGGACUCUUCGUCACGGGCACGAUCCAAAAAUUAUGACGUCCCUCGUUCGUCAAAACACGACGAUUCGCCACGAAAAGAAGCUGUCCGUGAGAAAAAAGGGGAAAUGCUUGAUAUUUCCGUGUCUUCCGUGUCGUCACAAGAUGAACAAUCAGAACAGCAGCAUGCCACCGAGAACAAUACAUCUAACGAGUGUUUUGGGCCAGCCCUGCCACCCAGCACAUUGACUAAAACAUCCAAUAUGGAACACGAAGCACCGGACGCCACGCGCAACCCGGAUGAUUUGAUUGGACCGGCGUUACCACCACAUUUACUAAAUCGUCAAGUAAACCAUACCGAUGAGCCCGCCGUAACGGAACCUCGGCGCAUAGGGCCUACAUUACCGCCAGGAUUCAACCCGCAAGCGUCUGACAAUGAGCACGUAUCAUCUGAAUCGGAGCUCUCACCAUUUUCCGAACCGGAGGAGGAAGAAGAGGAUGCAGAGGAAAUUGAGGACACUAUUGGUCCUUUACCCGGCACAUCCGGCUCACGAGCCAAUGUAGAGUUGGAGCAACGUGCAUUAGAGCUAAAGAUUCGGCAGAUGGAAGAGGCAGCAGCAUUUGCUAACGGGAGUGGAUCGUCGACCAUGCCGAAAGCCCGCGAAGACUGGAUGCUGGAGUUGCCGGAUAUUCGCAAGAUUAGCGAUAUGGGACUUGGCGCGAGGCAGUUCCGUACGCGUGAAAAGCUUGAAAUUGGCGAUCGCACUGUUUGGACGGACACGCCGGCCGAUCGGGAGCGGAAAAAGAAGGCCAGCGGUUCGGAGCGAUCGUCCAAGCAAGUCGAUGCUGAGACGGAGCGGGAACGGGAGCGUGAGCGAUCGCUGAUCGCCAAACGGGACAAGGAGCAGGAAAAGAUGGUAAAACAGCAUAAGAAGAAACACAAACGAGACAAAACAUUGCUGGAGAUACAUCAAACUAAAAUCAAGAAGGAAAAGAAAGCAUCUAGUGAUAGUUCCGAGCCAACAAGAAGACCGUUCGAUAGGAACCUAGAUCUGCAUGCUAAUCGCUUUGACGAUGCACAAAAGAAAGCAAUCAUGAAGAAAGCUCAGCUGCUAAAUUCACGAUUUUCCAGCGGCAGCUCGAAAUAUUUAUAAACAUUUCUCAUCCAGAUGAACCAUUUCCGGCAUUUCGUGGACGAAUAGUGAUAGUGUUAUAAAUUGUGUACGGCGGUGCAUAUUUUAUACGUUUUACAUUAACAAACAUUAUAAACCAUUUUUAUGUUUAAUAAAUAUAAAAUAAGGAUG